AUGGGGGACUGUCUGACCCCUGAGGGGAAGGCACAGCUCAUUACACGCAACUUGCAGGAAGUCCUAGGAGAAGACAAACUAAAGGAGAUCCUGAAGGAGAGAGAUCUGCGGGUGUAUUGGGGCACAGCUACCACUGGAAAACCACAUGUAGCUUAUUUUGUGCCUAUGUCAAAAAUUGCUGACUUUUUAAAGGCUGGCUGUGAGGUCACAAUUCUAUUUGCUGACCUCCAUGCAUAUCUCGAUAACAUGAAGGCUCCAUGGGACCUCCUGGAACUGCGGACUCGUUAUUAUGAGCAAGUUAUCAAAGCCAUGCUACAGAGUAUUGGAGUACCAUUGGAAAGGCUACGCUUUGUCAGAGGAACAGAGUUCCAGCUCAGCAAAGAAUACACACUGGAUGUGUACAAACUCUCCUCCGUAGUCACUCAGCAUGACGCUAAAAAAGCUGGAGCAGAAGUUGUAAAACAAGUGGAACAUCCACUGCUUAGCGGGCUUCUAUAUCCUGGAUUGCAGGCCUUGGAUGAAGAGUAUUUAAAAGUUGAUGCACAGUUUGGGGGAGUAGAUCAAAGGAAGAUUUUUACAUUUGCUGAAAAGUACCUGCCUGCUCUUGGUUACACCAAGCGUAUUCAUCUGAUGAAUCCUAUGGUUCCAGGACUCACAGGCAGCAAGAUGAGUUCUUCUGAGGAGGAAUCAAAAAUAGACCUUCUGGACUCCCCAUCAGAUUUGAAAAAGAAGUUAAAAAAAGCUUUCUGUGAACCAGGAAAUAUAGAGAAUAAUGGAGUAUUAAGCUUUGUCAGACAUGUCCUCUUUCCUCUGAAGUCAGAGUUUGUCAUUCUUCGGGAUGAAAAGUACGGUGGGAACAAAACCUACACAGACUAUGAGACAUUGGAAAAAGACUUUGCUGAGCAGCAAGUUCAUCCUGGAGAUCUUAAGGCAUCUGUGGAGAAGGCUUUGAAUAAAUUGUUGGAUCCCAUUAGAGACAAAUUCAACAGCCCUGAAAUGAAGAAACUAAGCAGUAGUGCCUAUCCUGACCCCACAAAACAAAAGUCUGUGACUAAAACCACCAACAAGAGUAAUGAGCCAGAGGAUCUUAUUCCAUCUCUUCUUGAUCUGCGAGUUGGUAAAAUCGUCAGUGUAAGCAAGCAUCCAGAUGCAGACACGUUGUAUGUCGAGUCAAUAGAUGUGGGUGAGGAAAAUCCACGUACUGUGGUUAGUGGAUUGGUGAAUUAUGUGUCUUCUGAAGAAAUGCAGGGACGUUCUGUUAUUCUGCUAUGCAACUUAAAGCCUCAGAAGAUGCGGGGAAUAGAAUCUCAAGGCAUGCUGCUUUGUGCAUCAGUUGAUGGGGACAAUAGACGGGUAGAACCUCUGGAUCCACCUGCAGAAUGUGCACCUGGUGAGCGAGUCUAUGUUGAGGGAUAUGAAAAUGGAAAGCCAGAAGCAGAGCUUAAGCCGAAGAAGAAAGUGUUUGAAAAUUUACAGGCCGACUUUAGGAUAUCUGAGGAUUUGCAUGCUCAGUGGAAAGAAAAGAAUUUCCUUACUAAACAAGGACCAGUGACCUGUAAAACACUACGAGGGGGCAGCAUUAGCUGA
Messenger RNA from Staurois parvus, 1587 nucleotides. The record is from the annotation of a GenBank genome assembly. Lineage: Eukaryota; Metazoa; Chordata; Amphibia; Anura; Ranidae.